This is a messenger RNA of Exophiala mesophila, 1002 nucleotides long. RefSeq names its product 40S ribosomal protein S2. Gene Ontology annotation, biological process: translation. Gene Ontology annotation, molecular function: structural constituent of ribosome; RNA binding. Gene Ontology annotation, cellular component: cytosolic small ribosomal subunit; ribosome. The transcript is spliced from 2 exons. The record is from RefSeq and is a predicted model, not a curated record. The coding region runs from base 89 to 871 and encodes 260 amino acids. NCBI's taxonomy places the organism in Eukaryota, Fungi, Ascomycota, Eurotiomycetes, Chaetothyriales, Herpotrichiellaceae.
AACCAAUUCCGUAAAUCGACACCCUCAGUCGCACCUUUGUCAACUCGCAAAAUUUACGUCGACCAAGUCACCCAAACAAGACACAAUCAUGGCUGACGCACCCAGAGGACGUGGAGGUUUCGGAGACCGUGGUCGCGGCGACAGAGGUCGAGGAGAUCGAAGAGGCCGACGUGGACCUCGCCGUGGAGGUGGAAAAUCUGAAGAGAAGGAAUGGCAACCAGUCACCAAGCUGGGACGUCUCGUCAAGGCUGGCAAGAUCCAGAGCAUGGAACAGAUCUACCUGCACUCGCUCCCCAUCAAGGAGUACCAAAUUGUCGACUGGUUCCUGCCCAAGCUGAAGGAUGAAGUGAUGAAGAUCAAACCCGUCCAGAAGCAAACCCGUGCCGGUCAGCGAACUCGAUUCAAGGCCAUCGUGGUCAUCGGCGACAGCGAAGGUCACGUCGGACUCGGAAUCAAGACCUCCAAGGAAGUCGCAACUGCCAUCCGUGCCGCCAUCAUCAUUGCCAAACUCUCCGUCCUCCCUAUCCGCCGUGGUUACUGGGGUACCAACUUGGGUGAGCCUCACUCUCUUCCCACCAAGGAGUCUGGAAAGUGUGGUUCCGUCACUGUCCGCCUCAUCCCCGCUCCUCGAGGAACUGGUCUCGUCGCAUCCCCCGCCGUCAAGAGACUUUUGCAGUUGGCUGGUGUCCAGGACGCCUACACUUCGUCCGCAGGCAGCACCAAGACGUUGGAGAACACACUUAAGGCUACAUUCGUCGCUGUCAGCAACUCAUAUGGUUUCUUGACACCCAACCUGUGGAAAGAGACCAAGCUUAUUCGCAGCCCUCUGGAGGAGUUCAGUGAUGUCCUGCGAGAAGGAAAGAAGUACUAGAAUGUCCUUGAGAUUUCCAGGCUAUGGGUAGUUGAUUGCAUUUCUCAGCGAAGAAGGAGAGCCCGUUCAUGGCGCACGAUGCAGAAAAGUGUCUAGCCGUGAGAAAAUACCAUGAAUGAAUUGGUGAACGA